Molecule: messenger RNA, 1989 nt
Organism: Trichophyton verrucosum HKI 0517
Lineage: Eukaryota; Fungi; Ascomycota; Eurotiomycetes; Onygenales; Arthrodermataceae
Product: F-box domain protein
Exons: 2
Coding region: 1-1989 (662 amino acids)
Source: RefSeq, a predicted model, not a curated record
AUGGCAAAGAUCAAUAGCCUGCUGGACCUGCCGGUGGAACUCCUCCAGCUAGUGCUCAAGUGCUGCUCGACGCCCAGCUUUCUCCAGCUUAUCCGUACUUGCUCGACGCUGCUUGCAAUUGCUAAGACAUGCCGCGAGGUCCUACGCCAUCAACUGUUCAAGCUGCCUGGCCCAUUGGAAACCGAGGAUGGCAUCCCCUUGGAAGGGCUGUCAACUGCACAGCUGUACCAGGAGCUCAUGUCAAGGGCAGCUACUCAUUUAUACGGGGCCAAUUUCCACUCUGAUACCACACUAUACACGAUGGAAGAGGGCGUGAUAGAUACCAAGGCUUCUUCCUUCUUUCCAACCCCCCACGAGGAGCCGCAAUACUUCGCUCAUCCAUCACUCGCUUUGGUUCCAAGGGGCAGUGCAUCCGUAUACCUGUAUUUGGUGGGUCACCCAAGCCUACGGCCGGAGGAAACAAUGUUAUCCGCAGGCAAGCUAGAGUCCCCCAGUGAUGUCCCGGGUGAGAUUGAGAUACUACGCGUUGUCAACAGCCGCUCGUACCCAAACGUCAUAUCAGUGCUCCAGCGCUACAAACCUCCGGCGAACCCAGCAGACUCGCCCUCCAUGCACCCAUUUGUUGAGGACACAAUGAUGCCGUAUUACUCUGCUCGCAUCCGAUUGGUUCACUAUUCCAUCGACUCCCCCAAAGGCGGAUGGAGGCCGACGGUGUUCACUGUGUUCCCCACUGAGCUGGAAGAAAUAUACACCCCUCUCGCAAUUGAUGUCGUAGACCAGGAGUGUGUUGUGGUAUCGUGGCAGCACAAGGAGUCACCACGGGUCACCAAAGUUUGUCUGCACAAAUAUGAUGAGUCUGACGUUGUGGUUCGAAAGGACGGCUGUUCAUAUGGCGAUGAAAUAGCACGCCGACGGCAUUUCUCGGAUUCAACGAUGCAUCUACCUGAUCCGAUUGUGCAAGUUCGCUUUAAUGACCGCCACCAGCAGGUUAUAUACUGGCAUUCGUCGUCCAUCAUAUACGACCAAUUCCAACGCAUUCUUAGCUCUGCAGAUACUUCUGGCUCUGGCUCUGCACAUCGGGGCCGUCUCCUCGACAACAUCUGCUAUGCUAGAAGACCCGAAUACGACGGAACAUCGCCACCUAUAUCUUCACGAUUUCAGGUAGGGAUCCCCUUUUAUGGGUACCACAUAAGGAACUUCGCAAACGGAGUUUGUGACUGGUACUAUGCAUCAGUCGGUUUUACACGCCUGCCUCCGAAUGGCCGGGUAGGUGCGUAUAUCCUCCGGUCAACAGCGCAGUGCAGAUCGGACCGAUGUACCCAUAUCCUUAAUCUGGACCGUGGUAGGCGCAUUGAACGCUGGGUAACAGUUGCCAAGCUCUGGGGAUUCAAACCCAACGAAUCCAACUUGACGGGGCUCAUAGCUUCCUCGCCCCGGGGUACUCGGCUUGCGAUUGUAAACUGGAAGACCUUGUACGUCUGGCCGCUCGAACCGUACCAUGUGCUCAUGCGAAACAGGGAGGGAUACUAUCCCCCUUCCAUGUAUUAUCCUGGAGACCCCGGCGCGUGUGCAAGAGCAAGUACUGUUCCUCGAUCUACCGGAGAGGAGGACUACGAAAAGACAGAAGACGGGUGGAAGGAUAUUGUUGAACUGAAGCCCAUAAUACUUGACUUGGACGCUGUUUGUUUUGGACUAAAGUUUACCAACGGCGAGAACGAACUUACCCUGCUGACUGACAAGGGUCUGAUGGUUUGGCAACUUGGUUCGAAUAGGUCUGCCCUGAGGCUAAAGGGGGUGAUAAAAGCGGAGGAAGAUGUUGUGGCAGAUGAACUAAGCAAGAGACCUUUGUCCUACGGCAAUGUUGUUGGCGAUGAGAGUGAGGCGGAGGAUGAGGACGAGGAUGAAGAUGAAGACAUGCAUGAUGAUGAUAUGGAAGCCGAAGACGAGGAUGAAGAUGAUGACGGGGAAGAGAUGGAUUUGGAUGCGUAG